Messenger RNA from Solanum tuberosum (potato), 698 nucleotides. Its product is annotated as G-type lectin S-receptor-like serine/threonine-protein kinase At5g24080. Lineage: Eukaryota; Viridiplantae; Streptophyta; Magnoliopsida; Solanales; Solanaceae. Bases 42 to 647 code for a protein of 201 amino acids. The transcript has a single exon. The record is from RefSeq and is a predicted model, not a curated record.
CAUAUAAUCUUUCUAUUAGCUUUGGCUUUGUUGAGAAAGCAAUGAUGGAAGAACAUAGACAAUAUUUUCGUAUCCUUUUCUUCAUUUAUCUUCUCUUCUGUUCUUCUCAAUUCGCUAUAUCCCAACGUUUAGUGAAUUUCAUUUCCGGUGUUCCCACUUUGUGGAUCAACAAACUUACUUAUACACCCAUCCUUCUGGAACGAAAUACUGGCCUACAAUUCCUCUACGGCUUCUCUUGCAAUUUCUAUCCGACAGAAUGCUUUCUUGGUAUCUCAUUAGUAGUUUACAACAGCACCGCUGGUGAGACCAUUUAUAUAGAGGGAGGACACUUAGUUUGGUCUGCUAAUCGAGACCGUCCAGAGAAAGCCAAUGCAACCUUGCAACUAGGCCAAGAUGGCAACUUGGUGUUCGCAGACUCUGAUAGCACUCUUGUUUGGUCCAGUAAUACCACUGGAAAAUCUGUUUCUGGCUUUAACUUGACAGAAACGGGGAAUCUCAUGCUCUUUGAUACGACCAACCGCACAGUUUGGCAGUCUUUUGAUCAUCCUACAGAUUGUUUGCUCCCCGGGAAGAAUUUGGUUUCUGGUCAGAACCUAACAGCAAACUGUUGGUGUUUUUUUAAAAAUGGGGCAGCACAAACAGAUUGAAAAUGUCUCUCAAUAGAUUGAAAUGACUUUCAAUAGCUUUCAAUGAAUUUA